This is a messenger RNA of Clarias gariepinus (North African catfish), 1729 nucleotides long. RefSeq names its product cis-aconitate decarboxylase-like. Gene Ontology annotation, molecular function: lyase activity. The transcript has 6 exons. NCBI's taxonomy places the organism in Eukaryota, Metazoa, Chordata, Actinopteri, Siluriformes, Clariidae. The record is from RefSeq and is a predicted model, not a curated record. The coding region runs from base 16 to 1512 and encodes 498 amino acids.
AUACAGAGAUACAAUAUGCUUCCCACAGUACAGAGAUCAUUCAGACAAGUGUCCACCCUAUCUACAAUCAGAGGACUCCAUAAACCCGCACUAGAUGUCAUGGACCGACCCAACCCCGAGGAGACUGUAACCAGCAGCUUUGGUCGAUUCAUCCAGAGAGUGCAGCCAAGUCAUCUGUCACCAGUCGUACUCCAAAGAAGCAAACGCAUGGUGCUGGACAGCAUUGGUGUAGGACUGCUGGGUAGCACCACUGAAGUGUUUGAACUUGCACUUCAGCAUUGCCAGCACAUGUACGCUCCCGAUGACAUCAGCUUUGUUUAUGGGCGCAGUGGAACAAAGCUUUCCCCAACCCUAGCUGCCUUAGUCAAUGGAGUAGCAGUUCAUUCUAUGGACUUUGAUGAUACUUGGCACCCUGCAACUCAUCCCUCUGGUGCAGUGCUUCCUGCUCUUCUUGCCAUUUGUGACAUGUUUCCCAAAAACAGCAAGCCAAGUGGUCUGGACCUCCUAAUGGCCUUUAACAUUGGUAUUGAGAUGCAAGGUCGCCUGAUGAGAUUCUCCAAUGAAGCCCACAACAUUCCUAAAAGGUUCCAUCCCCCUAGUGUCGUGGGGACACUGGGAAGUGCUGCUGCCUGUGCCCGGCUCCUUUCCCUCGACCAUUCUCAGUGCAGCCAUGCCUUGGCCAUCGCUGCCUCAUUAGCAGGGGCGCCAAUGGCCAAUGCUGCCACUCAGUCCAAGCCUCUGCACAUUGGUAAUGCCUCUCGUCUGGGCCUUGAAGCUGCCCUGCUAGCCUCACGUGGGCUGGAGGCAAGCCCCCUGGUCCUGGAUGGAGUUCCUGGGGUAGCUGGUUUUAGUGCAUUUUAUGAAGACUAUAGCCCAAGGCCGAUGGUGUUGCCCGAAGAGGCAGAGCACACAUUCCUUUUGGAGACACAAGAUAUUGCCUUUAAGCGAUUUCCAGCCCACUUGGGCAUGCACUGGGUUGCUGAUGCUGCUGCCCAUGUCCACAAGGCUUUGCUGCAUCUUUCUGAUGGAGUCAUCUCCCCAAACUCAGUGCAGGAAAUCCUACUACGGGUGCCACAUUCAAAGUAUAUAAAUCGGCCCUUCCCAGAGUCAGAGCACCAGGCACGUCACUCCUUCCAGUUCAAUGCUUGCACCACUCUGCUCGAUGGCCAGGUAACAGUGCAGUCCUUUCAGCCUGAAGCACUACUGAGGCCAGAGCUUCAUGCCCUGCUCUCCCGCGUCCGUGUAGAGCACCCCCAGGACAAUCCAGCCAACUUUGACCGCAUGUAUGGUGAAGUGCAGGUCACUUUAGUGAAUGGCAUUGUGUUACAAGGUCAUUGUGACACCUUCUAUGGCCAUUGGAGGAAGCCACUGAGUGAUGAGAGCCUGCAGAAAAAGUUCCGCAAUAAUGCAAGUGUAGUGGUGCCACCAGAGAAAGUGAAUGGCCUUAUAGAAGCUGUGGAGGGGUUGGAGUUUCUGUCUAACUGCGAACCACUGCUAGCUCAGCUGCAGUAAACAGCUUGUUUAUGUUCAUGUCUAAAUCAACUACUUUUGUACUGAAGGACAGUUACUUUAAAGGAAAAUCUUGUGAAAAUAAUGGUUAUUUAUAGAAUUAUUUCUUUUUCUUUUAAUUUGUUGUAGCUGUUUCUCUGAAAAAACAGUAGCACUGAGACAUACAAUAUGGUAAUUUAUUAUAAAGUGAAAUUAGUUGUAGACAACUAUAUUUCUAUAC